AUGACAUCCACAUGUCCCAUGUCAGCAUCAGCCAAGCCACUCAAGCGGUCCGCCUGCGACCCGUGCCGGGCCAAGCGCGUGCGCUGCCUGCGCCCACAAGACAGCAUGGCAUCCUGCGCCCGGUGCAGCUACCUGGGCUCACCCUGCGUCACGGGCGCUGCCGGGCAGCCAGGACGGCCGCCGAAACGGCCACGGCGCAGUCCUGCCGAGGGCGACCGGCCAUCUCCUCCGACGCCGGCAGCCUCGGAUGAGCAACAACAACCAGCAGUGGCUAACGAUGCCGACGCAUGGGCCGCGCUGGCGUUGGGCGACAGUGCCACGUUCUUUGGUCCUCUGGUCGACGACAGCACCACCGGACCAGGAACCAGCACCAGCACCAGCGACGCGGAUCCGUGCCACCCGCUGCCGCUGCCGCUCCCGCAGCUGCCGCCACUGCCGCCGCAUGGCCUCGCGCGGACAGACUCGGACUCCGACCUUACGGCGCCGGAUCUGCAGACCACCUCUAGCUCGAGCAUCGCCAGCAGCGCCUUUGCUCUGGACAUGGAUCUUCUCUGGGACGGCGACAUGGACCUCGGCGACGCUGGCGCGCCGGGACACGCCGUCGCUCUCUACCCGCCGUACCGCCUGCGACAACCGCCCAGUGUCAACGCCGCGCGUUCGCUCGCGGCCUUGCGUGACGAAAUCGACCAGCGCAUCGGGUCCGUCGACACCUACUAUGCCGACCCCGUCGCCGUCCACCACUGGUGCACGAUUGACAACGGCCAGGAAGGCGCCGACAGCAACGUGCCCGAACACCCGCCCGCCGCCCUCUUGACCUGCAGCAAGAAACUCAUUGACAUUCUCCACGUCCUGGCCACCACCGCCGGUGCAUCCUCGGGUGCAUCUUCGGGUGCAUCCCCGGGCGCUUCCCCGGGCGCAGCAUUGCCCACCGAAGUGCUCCUGCUCGCCCUGUCGACGUACCUCGCCCUCCUGCGCCUCUUUGACGUCCUCUUCCACCGCACCCACGAGACCAUCCGCAAGCUGGCCCGGCUGCCGGGGCCCAUCAUGCCCCUCGACUGCGUCCAAGUCAAGUCCGUCCUGCGCAUCGGCGGCGUCGCCACCCUGCAGGACAUGCCCCUCAAAGCAUACGCCGCCGGUCUCCUCGAGGCGAUUUAUGCGCAGAUGCAGUCGGUCGAGCGCUGCCUGGGGGUGCCAAGAGACCACUGUCUCCGGCCUGGCCCAGACGAAGACGGCGAGCUAACUGUCGCGCCAGGCCUCUUCUCGCGCGCCGACCGGGCCCAGUUGUUUGCCACAGUCAUGGCGCAAGACGACGUUCGGUCGCGGCGGGACGGCAAGUCCUAUGUCGAGUCCAUCCGCGCCAACAUUGACGACUGCUUGGCGUUUUUCAAGGAUUCGCCGGCAGCAGGCACCUAA
Sporothrix schenckii 1099-18 is the source of this 1413-nucleotide messenger RNA. RefSeq lists its product as uncharacterized. The transcript has a single exon. Gene Ontology annotation, biological process: regulation of DNA-templated transcription. Gene Ontology annotation, molecular function: zinc ion binding; DNA-binding transcription factor activity, RNA polymerase II-specific. NCBI's taxonomy places the organism in Eukaryota, Fungi, Ascomycota, Sordariomycetes, Ophiostomatales, Ophiostomataceae. The coding region runs from base 1 to 1413 and encodes 470 amino acids. The record is from RefSeq and is a predicted model, not a curated record.